CAAUUUCUCCCUCACCGUCUCACUUCGAAACACUCCUCGCCUCGCCGAGAAAAUCGGAGAUUUGGGCCAUCGGUUCGGCGUUAAUGCCACCGACAGACUCCACUCCUCACAGCCGCCGCCGCGUCAUCUGACCACCCCGCCGAUGGCGAGACCGGCGGCGGCGGCGGUGCCGAAGGCGCCCCCUUCGAAGCACCUGAUGGCGCUCGCCGUCGUCGCCAUCCUCGGCCUCGUCCUUGUCGCCGACUUCCUCUGGGCCUCCUCCUCUUCCUCCCCCUCUUCGCCCGCCGCCGCCGCCGCCGCCUGGUCCUCCAGGCUCGAUCUCCCCGCCCGCCCCGCCGCCCCCGUGCCGUCCUUGGUGGAUAAGAAAACAAAGGGAAAAGUAUCUGUAGGUUCCAUGGACAUCAAUGCAACCUUUGCAGAUUUGCCGGCAUCAGAGCUAGAAUGGGAGGAGAUGGCUGAAGCACCUGUGCCACGUUUGGAUGGUGCUGCUAUGCAGAUUAAGAAUCUCUUAUAUGUUUUUGCUGGAUAUGGUACCAUUAACCAUGUGCAUUCCCAUGUGGAUAUUUACAAUUUCUCAGAUAAUACAUGGGGUGGGAGGUUUGAUAUGCCAAAGGAAAUGGCUCAUUCACAUUUGGGGAUGGUUACAGAUGGAAGAUUUAUUUAUGCGGUAACAGGACAAUAUGGUCCGCAAUGUAGGGGACCUACUGCUCGAAACUUUGUUCUGGACACUGCAACAAAAGAAUGGCAUGAUUUGCCUCCAUUGCCAGUUCCUAGAUAUGCUCCAGCCACACAACUUUGGAGAGGCAGGCUUCAUGUGAUGGGUGGCAGCAAGGAGGAUAGGCACGAACCUGGACUUGAGCAUUGGAGCCUUGCUGUAAAGGAUGGGAAAGCUCUGGAGAGCGAGUGGAGGAGUGAAAUACCAAUCCCACGUGGCGGCCCUCAUAGGGCCUGUGUUGUUGCUAAUGACAAGCUACUCGUCAUUGGUGGCCAAGAAGGGGAUUUUAUGGCCAAACCUGGAUCUCCUAUAUUUAAAUGUGUUAGAAGAAGUGAGGUGGUCUACAGCAAUGUAUACAUGCUUGAUGAUCAAAUGAAGUGGAAAGAACUUCCACCUAUGCCAAAGCCAGAUUCGCAUAUAGAGUUUGCUUGGGUGAAUGUCAACAAUUCUCUCAUUAUUGCUGGAGGAACGACAGAAAAGCACCCAAUAACCAAAAAAAUGGUCUUAGUUGGUGAAGUGUUUCGGUUCAACUUGAACACACUGGAAUGGACCGUUAUUGGGCGGUUACCUUUCCGAAUCAAGACCACUUUGGUAGGAUACUGGGAUGGCUGGUUGUAUUUCACUUCUGGGCAACGAGACAAAGGACCGAAGGAUCCAUCUCCUAAGAAGGUUGUAGGGUGUAUGUGGAGAACUAAGUUGCACCUGUGAGAUUUUUAGGAGUACUGACAUGACCAUGGACUAAGCCAUUCUUUAUGCAUUCUUUUGGGUACAUAACUGUUUCAUUCCCCUAUGGUGGGCGAGUUGUUUAUUGUCAUACGAAUUGGCUGGCUUUGUUGUGCAUUGUCACAUCAUGCCACUAGUCUGUUGUAUGCUUACCUUUUUAGUUAUAUCAUAGAAUGACUAACUUUUACACAAUUUUGUACAGAGGUAGUUUCAUCUUCUAUGCAGUGAUUGGAGUGUGACAGAUAUAUUUACACUUUUGUCACUCUAGCUUAGCAAUACCGGUAUCCUGUGGGCUUUGAUUGUCGAAGCAUUCUUACUGUUACUUAUAAACUGCUUACAUAAUUCAGUUUGAAAACCAUCAUCAGUAGAGUCUGCAGUAACCUAUCUACUAGAUGAUAGACCAUAUUAGUAUCCUACAAACAUCAACUUGGUCUUUGACUCUUGAGUUAUUCUGGCAGUUGACUUCAGCUCUCUCAACGUAACACCUGUGACAUGCUCUCCGUGAAUGUAAGUGAUUGUUCUCUGAUACCUGGUACGUUAUACCCGUGUUUAACUUUAAUAAAGCAUGCUGGAUGGUUCGGUCAUUGUGAUUUGUGACCUAAUGUUUCUGUUAGAUUCCACGUCAUCUGUUCUCCCAAGACUUGUUUGUGCCACAGAUUGUUUCAACUUGUUACUGUUGAUGACCACAG
This is a messenger RNA of Oryza brachyantha (malo sina), 2127 nucleotides long. Its product is annotated as kelch repeat-containing protein At3g27220-like. The record is from RefSeq and is a predicted model, not a curated record. The transcript is spliced from 7 exons. NCBI's taxonomy places the organism in Eukaryota, Viridiplantae, Streptophyta, Magnoliopsida, Poales, Poaceae. The coding region runs from base 143 to 1423 and encodes 426 amino acids. Gene Ontology annotation, molecular function: protein binding.